Molecule: messenger RNA, 1271 nt
Organism: Caenorhabditis angaria
Lineage: Eukaryota; Metazoa; Nematoda; Chromadorea; Rhabditida; Rhabditidae
Source: the annotation of a GenBank genome assembly
AUGGAGAUGUUCCUUAGAAAAUAUCUAAAAGUUCGGAGAUUUUCUGGAGGAGAAACUGUUCGAUAUACACCAUUGGAACAAACAGGUUUGCUUCUUAUUUUUUUUUAAAAUCAAAAACAUCAAAUUUUUCAGGAGAAGAUGCUGAUAAUGGAAAUUCGCCAGAAAAUGUUUAUUUGAAUACUUUUGAUAUAAAUGAUCCAGAAUAUCUCUAUUUCAACCAUCAUAUUCAUAAAUAUACGAAAUUGUUCUCGAUCAUUGCUUGGUUUAUAUCGUUCGUAUUCGUGGAAUAUUUAUGGGAUCACGUUGAAUCGAAGUUCGAUUUUAAAAAAGAAGCUAUCAAAAGUCUUGGUUGGUGGACUUUUUUCGAUCCAAAAAACGUGUUUCUAUUUUUGCAGCCUUGAUAUUGGCUUUAUUCAUUUCAUAUAAUAUCAUGACUUAUUGUAUAUUUAAUGGAAUCGAUAAAGCGAACACAAUACUAUUACAAUUUGCUUUAUCGUUUUUCUGUUUUCUUGGUAUGUUCGAGAUUAGUUAUUGGUAUUGGCAAUGGAUUCCAAAGGGAGAUCAUCAUAACAAUUUGCUUGCUGUGAGUUUUUCUACUCAUAUUUCAUUUAAAAAAAAAACAUUUAUUUUUCUACCAGACAAUCAAAUUAUUUAAUUUUUCAGGCGUUUGGAGUAAUGUUUACUGGAAUUCUACUUAUUUUAUUUCAAACUAUGUUUGUCGCAUCUAUUUAUCUGUGAGUUUUUAUUUGCAACAUUUUCAUCCUGAAAUCAUAAAUAUUAUUUUCUUUUUCCAGCUCUUUGAAAUUUUUUGAAGAUCUCAAAGUUCAUCAAUCUUCGGUGGUAUUAGCUGAAAAACUGGUACGUUUUUAGAUUUUUUGGAAAAAGGGUCAACAUUUGAAUUUUAAGCUCAGAACCAGUAAGAAAAGAAAUGAACAAAUUUCUAUUGAAAUUUAUAUUUCCAAAUGUAUUUUUCUGUGUAUUUUCUACACAUCAUUUCUCGAAGAUCCCGUUUUAGAAAAACCUGUUCAAGUGUUCAAAAUUUUUGUUUCAAAAAAAAUCAAUUUUUAAAAAUAGAAAAGUUUUGUUGUUUAAUACAAGUUUUUCUAGUUUUAUGCAAUCCUACUGUAGUCUGUUUUUCGAUGUUUGAAUUUUUGCAGAAAAAGGAUAAAGGACUCAAUAUAAUUUAUAAAGGAAAAUAUGAUCGAAUUCCGGAUGGAGUAGUUAUUGAAGAAUCAAGGAAAGGCUAUGACAAUUGGCUUCUACGACUAUAA